This is a messenger RNA of Petromyzon marinus (sea lamprey), 14481 nucleotides long. RefSeq names its product RNA binding motif protein 33 (gene RBM33). The record is from RefSeq and is a predicted model, not a curated record. Gene Ontology annotation, molecular function: RNA binding. Lineage: Eukaryota; Metazoa; Chordata; Hyperoartia; Petromyzontiformes; Petromyzontidae.
GCUCCGGCUACCGCCGGCUCUACCCACAAUGCUCUGCACACCCCCCCCCCCUUCGCUCGUAGCUUCGCCGCCAUCUUCUCCACAACCGUCGUGUACAAGUAAAUUUUACUUACCAGAGAUACCUAGGCGACAGUAUUCGCUUCGGCUGCACGUGUUUUUCUUUUUUUUACUUAGAAUGCCAUGCGACACAAUUUGUCGUCGAACACAGCCCGCGGCCCAUUAGGUUGGGCCUACCCCAUUGGGCCGCACCCCUUCACUCCUGGCCGUUCCUGCCGGCUCGGGCUCCGCAAUCCCCGCGGUGCUUCUAGGCGAAUACGAGGGCUCGGCCUAGCUCUGUGGCGUGCGUGGACAGCGGCCGCGCGGCGUCUUAGAGCGAAACUGGGCGAGGGAUGUCGGCUGAAGACUUUGAAUUGGAGAAGCCCGGUUCGCAGCGCCUGCGUAGGAGGCGGGCAACCGAUGACUGGGAUAGUGAUGAACUAUUGAGCGAUGAAGAGACAUUUAAUACUAAUGGCCCGGCAGGAUUACUGGGAAGUAAUGAUGAGGAGCUCAAUGAAGAUCUGCUCUUGGAGAGUGAUGAAGAUGCUGAGUUCAAGGGCGGAGGCUUCUCACUGGCCCCGAGCUCGUCGGCACAGCCUCCACGGCAAAGCGGGGCUGGAGACGGAGGCGGUGCGCGGGAGGCCCAUCAGAGCAAUUUUCAGCAGCCGGAGGGGGGGAGCAGCUUCGGGGACUCCGGUCAUGAGCAGCAGGGGAGCUGGGAUGCGGGAGAUUCCAAGGCCGCGCAGCACGAUGACGAGCUGAACACGUACGGGGACGACGCAGUGCUCGACCUGGAGAUUGACGAACCCCUCGAUGACGACUUUCAGGAUGAUUCAUUGUUGCUGUCAGAUUAUUCCCGGGGUGCUGCUUCCCAUGGCAAACAAACCGAGCCUCAACAGCCACCCAGGGAAGAGCAAAGCUGGCAGGGGACGGCAUGUGAAGCUCAAGGGGCGACCUCGCAAGGGGAACCACAAGCAGUCAAAGAGCCCGAUGUUCCAGAGGCUGCUGAGGAAACAGAAGAGCAAGUUGAGGACGAGCAGACACCAGAUUUCACGAAAGAAGAUGGGCUCUUGGAGGAUGAUGAGGAAGAUGAGGAUGACUCAGGCCGUCUGCGAUUCAAGACGGAGCGCAAGGAAGGCUCGGUCAUUCGUUCUUUGAUCAGCACCUCGCGUACCAACAGAGAGAUUCCUGACACACUGGAACUCUCCGACGAAAUGAAGCAGCAGCUGCAAGAAUUUGAGGAUAAGGAGAUGCAGCGCAAGCAGCAGCACUGGCGAGGCAGGGGCCGGGCCCGGGGCCAGCAGGCGGUGGGCAUGGGCUGGGGUCCACAGGGCAGAGGCAUGGACCACCCUAUGUUCCAGCACCACCAGCACAACCACAUGCAGCACUUCAUGAUGGGAUCAAGAGGUCCACAAUUCAGAUUCCAGGGGGGUGGACUGAUGAACCACCCAAUGCCAUUUUUCGGGAGAGGUGGCGGCAUGGGAUUCAUGUUUGGAGGCGGCCGCGCAGACAUGGGCAUGGGCGGCCCUCACUUCCACCAGCAGCAACAGCAGGGCCUCCGCUCACAGGUCCCUCACUUUCAUGAGCCCCGUGGAGGGGGCCCCAUUCAUCCUCGCCAAGAGGGGCCUCGCCAGGGAGGCCCACACCACGAGGGUCCCCGUGCCGAACCCUAUGGGCAAGCGCCUCCCCGGCAGGAGCCUCCACGGCAAGAGGCUCCACGCCAAGCAACCCACCGGCAGGAACCGCCCAGGCAAGAGGCUCCCAGACAAGAAACCCCCAAACAAGGGACCCCCAAACAAGAUUCUCUCCGGCAACCCAUCCGUCCAGAGCUGCCCCGCAUGGAGGUCCCACGCAAGGAGACCCCUCGGCCAGCGGCUCCCCAGCCAGCAGGUCCCCGGCCAGCGGCUCCACAGCCAGCAGGUCCCCGGCCUGCGACUCCACAGCAGGCAGGUCCCCGGCCUGCGACUCCACAGCAGGCAGGUCCCUGGCCUGCCGGUCCACGCGCUGCGGCUCCACAAGCUGUGGCGCCUCGCACUGUGGUUCCUCGUCCGGUGUCUUCCCAGCAAGCCGCUCCAUGCCAAACGGCUCCACGCCAAGCGCCACCGCACCAGGAGGCUGCCUGUCAGAUGGCUCCGCACUCGGUGGUCGCUUGCCAGGAAUCCCCCUGCAAGGAACCACCCCGCAGCGAAGUGCCCCGUCCAGCUGUGCCCAGUGUGGUGGCGGUGCCCAGGCACGAGCCACCUCGGCACGAGCUGCCUCCCAGGCAGGAGGCUCCUCGGCUGGAGGUGCGUCAGCCUCACUCCCCAACACCCAUCCAGCAACAGCAGCAGCACUCGAAGAAGAUCCACAUCAAUCCACACUUCCGUGGCCCCACAUCCACUGCGUCGCCUCCAAUAGUGCCAUUACCAGUGAUGUCAACGCCAAACCAACCUGGAAUCAGUCCGGCUCCUCAACACUUUCCACCUCCGCAGCAACCACCACCACCACCCCAAGGCCAGCAGCAGCAGCAGCAGCCUCCGCCACCCAUGCCACAGAGACCCCCAGUAUUUGAUGGGAGGCCUGGACCCACUGGCCCUGAGCAGUGGGGCCCCCCCAGGACUGUGGGCCAUGAUGACUUCUUCAAUAGAGAGCACCGUUUCCCAGGGGAAGGAGGGUUCGAGCACUAUGACCCUGGUCAUCAUCAACAGUUCCCCGGACAGCCGCCUGCUCCUCCGGCCCCAAUGGGCUUCAACCCCAACCCACAGCAGCCAUUGGCUUUUAGUAAUAAUGGCCCACGACCAGGCCUUUCUGCUCAGUCCAUGUUCAUGAGGGAUGGGCCAAGUGGCCUGGGUGGGCCCAGUGCACCAGGUGGUCCAGGUGCAGGGCUGGCAGGGCCCAUUGGAGGUCCUGUUGGCCUCGGUGGGGGACCGGGUGGGCCUGGUGGACCUAAUGUUGGGCCCAAUCAUCCCGGUAUUGGGCCUGGUGGACCAGGUAUUGGACCAGGCGGUCCUGGUAUUGGGCCUGGUAUUGGGCCUGGUAUUGGACCUGGUAUUGGACCUGGCAUUGGGCAUGGUGGGCCUGGUAUUGGCCCUGGUGGGCCAGGAGGUGGGCCAUGUGGACCAGGUGGUCCUGGGAUGUAUCAACAGCAGCAACCAGACAUGCAUGGGCCCCGUCACUUUCCAGGACAGCAAGCCCCCUUUAACCCGCUGUCAAACCAGCCGUUCAUUCCCAUGCAGGCCAACCAGCAGCCAAUGAGCUUGCGUUCCAUGAAUAUCAAUCUUCAAGGCUUUCAGAUGCAGGUGCAGCAGCAGCUGCAACAGCAACUUCAACUGCAUCAGAAUCAACAUCAGCAUCAAAACCAACAUCAGCAGGCCCCGUUUCGGCCAAUCAUGCAGUCAAACAUGGCACAGCAGCAGCAACAACAACAGCAGCAACAACAACAGCAGCAGCAGCAGCCUCUUUUCCAGCCAAGGAACCAGCACCCACACUCAGUGAGAAAUGAAGUCAUUCAACAUCCUGGGCUGCAAGGCCAGCCAAGAUCACAGGGCCAGUUUGGACAACAGGGCCAGUUUGGACAACACAGCCCACAUCAACAGCACAUGGACCAGAGGCCACCGGACCAGAUUUCCAUGCAGGGUUUGCACCCUUCUCAGGCAGGGGGGAGACAACAGCCAACACAGGCACCAAACAGGGCCCAGAGACUGCAAGCUCCUGGACAAGCUAAAGUCAGAGCAAACCUGCCGAAUCAGCAGCAACUGCCCAAGCCACCCCCACCAGCUCCCCGAAACCUGCGUGAGCUGCCCAAGGUCGAGCUGCCCCCAACCCCUACUGCUACCGCCAACACCACCCCCGCCGCCGCUGCCGCCGCCGCCGCUGCUGCUGCAAACGCCGCCAACAGGCAGCAGAGGCUGCUGGGGGCAAGCGGUGUUCGGCACACAAACCAGCCCAUACCAACACAGGGCUUGACUGGACGUCUGAAACCUGCUCCAGCCUCCAUGCAGCGGGAGCCACAGAUGGGCAGGGCGGUCGUAGGUGGAACAGUGCACGCUAAAGUACAGGCGAGCGGGGCACCGAUAAACCCUGAACCAGUGACAGAGAAGGGUCAAGGGGCCCAGGAUGAGGAUGAGGAGAUGCGAUUGUACCACCUCAAGCUGGAGCAGCAGAAGCGUCUCCGUGAGGAGUUGCUGCGUCGCAAGGAGGCUCGGCGCCACCAGCAGGCGGGCCAGCGCAAGAAAGAGCUCUUGCAGCGCAUCAACCAGCAAACUCCCGCACAGCAGUUUCAGCAGCCGCCGCAUAACCAGCAACAGCCACCAAAUCAACAACUACAGCAGCAGAACCACCCACUAAAUCAACAAAUGCAACAGCAGCAACACCAACCGCCAAAUCAACAACUGCCGCCGCAGCACCAGCAGAACCAUCCACAAAACCAGCAGCAGCAGCAGCAGCUGAACAAUCAGCUUCGCACACAGCCUGCAGUAGCGCAGCAGAGAAACUCGCAGCCGUUCGCACAGCAGGGGACAGCAUCCACUGCCUCGGUCCAUCCACAGCAGAUGAGCAUCAAAAACCGCCUCAACACAGUCAAGCCUAAAGUCCCCGUGGUGGGACAGCUAGGUUACAAUCAGGCGGCGGCCACCGCCGAAGCCACCCGCAGGAACGUGUCCAUCAUGCAGCAGCGUAGUCAGGCGGUUGGUGAGGUGGUGCAGCAGUUGCCACCGGGGGGCAGCCCCGUGCCAGGAGGUGGCCUGAGCAGCACUGUGCCGGUGCUGGAGAGGGUCGGAAUGAAGCGCACUGUGGUGCAACGGCAGGACAGCGAGGCCGAGAGGCAGCACAUGGGAAUGGCCAAGGUGCGCGUGGUGACAGAGGACCCUACUAUGCUCAUGGAAAACAUUUUGUCGGCUGGGUUGCAGCCCACAGCGCAACAUCAAUACAAGCAGGCACGGGGAAUGGCACACGGGACACCCAUGCAGCAACGGCGGAACCUCCCGGGCAUUGGGCCCAUGGGACAGCCCGGCAACAGGAUGCCCAUGGCGAUGCGAGGCAAGGGGGGAUUUCCCCCUCACAUGGCUGGAGGCAGGGGGCAGGCACGAGGAGUUCCGCACCCCCAGAACCUGCGUGUUGUGGAGUGCAGGCCGCAGCCCAGUCGCGUUUCUAUCGAUGGCCUCUCCAUCAACACCUCUGAGGGCCAGCUGAGGGCCAUCUUAGGCUCAGUGGGACCCAUAGAGACUUUGGAGAUGAUGCCACAUCACCGACGAGCUGUCGCCACCUUUAUUGACCCAGCCCAUGCUGUCGACUUCCAGCAGCAAUACCACAGGCACAUGGUAGACCUCUCGCACAUUAACGUCACGGUGCUGAUGGAAGGGUGAACUUUGCCCGCGACUCUUCGCCUCCCUCCAGCGCUCCCGUUGCCCCCACAGCAUGCAGCGCUCGUUGGACCGAGACAGAGAACGCCUCCCUCCUCAAGAGAGCCUCCUCCAUUCUCCUCCCCGCGUGCACGGCAAAGCACGCUACUCGAUGGUAACAUGGGUAAAGCCAUGUGUCGGCCACAGCGUUCAGAUGAACUGACAGCAAUGGAGCAUGGGCUGUGAUUUGUAGCGGACUCGGGAUGAGUGACAAUUCUCCGUGGCACGACAGAUGAGAAGAACGGACAAUGUGCCCACCACUGCGGUUACGGCAACUGCAUAUGUUGUAAUUAUUUUUGUCGCGGAAGUUAUACAUUUUAUUGCCUUGUGUCGUAAAUAAAAUCGGGCAACGAUUUAGCUUGCAGAGUUGUUAUUAGUAGAGUUGUGUUCACGCCUCUGUGCUUAUCUUUGUUGUCAUUUAUUGUAAAAUAUAGUAGGAAGCAGGUUAGUGGUCUCUUGAGUCACCGUAGAAUAAUAGGGAGGAACCCAGUUAGAUAUUUUUACAUAGAAAAUAAGUGUACUCCUUCCAUAGAAUUUCAGAUCAAUCACCAAUAUAGACAUUGGUCUUCAUUAUAUUUUUUAAAGUGAGAUGAUCACUUAAAUCUAAAAUAAGACUUGCAUUGCAAUCCCAGGGCUAACGUUUUGUUUGAAUUACCAGGUAGCCUAAAUCAGGACAGUUCUUACGAUGUUGCCCAAAACACAUUUUUGUUAUUGUAACAUAGCUAUUGAUUAUUUUGGCCCAGAAAGUAAAACGUUGCUUUUAAUUCCUCAAAGCCUGCAUUUUGCAGUAUACAAUGAGUUGAAAGCUGUAGUGCAACAAAUGGCACAGAACCAUGUGAAAUGCACAUGUAUCGGCCUGAUGCAUUUGUGUGGCAAAACCUCUUAGCAGGAUUUUGUUUAAUUAACUGAAGCUUUAUGCCUUCUUGUUAAACAAUAUACUUAAUACUAAUUUGCAGCCUUUGUAUUAGUUAAUGUAACUAUACAAUUCAGAGUUCUGCUUUGCGAAAUCUUCAUGCCAUUAGGGAAGCGAUUCUUGGCCUGCCUUUAGAAGUCCAGUUGUUGCACUCUGACAAUAGCUUGACCGCCACGGAUUAAGUCUGCAAUUGAAAAUUCAAGACUAGUUAGCGAGUGGCCAGACAGAUCCUUUUCAUUCUUGUCAAGUCUUCUUGAAUGUUGUGUUGGUUCUGCUGGUGGCACCUGGCCCUUGUCGACAGGUUCAUUCUCACAGGCAGGUGCGUUGGCAUUGCCUUUGCAGUAAGGUAAGGCUGAUGUGCUGUAUUAAAUUGAGCAGCAAUGUUAGGUUGUCUACAUCAGUUGCAGUUUUGUCUUGAUGUAUCGUUAUUAAUGAUUUUUGCUAUUGAGCUGGUCCUGAAUGUUUAGUUGAAUGGGCACUUUCUUAAGCGGAGGCAAUUUUAGCGAUUGCGGCUUGAAUUAUUAUAUUUUUUAUCGCAAGGUGCAUAUGACGGCGUGCAAACUUAUUGUCAUGAAGGAAAUAUUUCCCUUUGGACAAGAAUGCAGCUCCUUCACCGAGGGUUCAUUUAUUUGCUCCAGCAAACACUGCAUUGUUAGCGGCUUGAGACUGAUAUGGAAGUGUUUCCACUGCGUGGAGGUGCAAGGGCACGUCAAGUGUCUCCCUGCCCAAAUGAGCAAUGGCACGGUGCUCAGUCCUACUGGUGGCCCAUAGCCAGUGGUGGAAAUUCCACAUUCCCAUAGUGGAAGCCAAGUCUCUCCAUAGGAUGAUUGUGAGUCUUGCACUGUAGCCAUAGCAACCACCUGGCCUGGUAAGGAGUACCUUUAGCCUGGAAAGAAAAAAGUUUACCCAGAGGAGCCAAAGUUGGUGUUUCAAAGUAAUUCCUACCUCUGUACACAUUUACCUUCUUCACAGGUGGAUUAUAUGAUGGAGCACAUUGGGAAAAAUCACAGUUUUGUCAAAUGUAUACAUUUAUGGUAGCUGGGCCUCAUUGCACAGGCCAGAGGGUCAGAGUACCACGUUUCGGUAAACUUUAACACAAGAUGACAUAACAUUAAGUUCACAUGAUUAUCAAGGAAGAGGUGGUUCAAGAGGAGCCUUAGCAUUGUUAGGAUCUUCCCUUCAAGUGCUUUUGAAGUAUUAUAUCACACCAUUAAUACGGCCAAUGAAAAACACACGGUGGCAGGAAAUUCCAGUUAAAUAACUUCUGUAGAUAAACUUACAUGACGUCUGAAUGUGUCCUGAUUAGUUCCUGUUCUUAAAAAUAGAUAUAAUUUAAUCACUACUUUAACUCCAGCCUUUGUCAUAAAUAAUUGUAAAAAAUUGUCUAAGCAACACAGUCAACAUAGAAUCCGAGCCUGUUGUAUGGAAGGGAUAUGUAUUUAGAAUCUAGAUGGACGCAGUCCCAUGUAUGCAUGGGAAUGAUUCAAAAGUAUCUGUUUCAGGCUCUCCUUUGCAUUUUUCCCAGGAGGAAAUUAUUACCUAUGCCUAGCUCAGGUACCGGAGUGCAUCUUAUGUUUUGCUACAGCUGAUCGACAGGACUUCGUAGACGCAGAGUGUUGUAACUUGGGCAUAUCUUAGAAGGCAGCUGAAAUACCAUGUCCAUGCGGAUGCUGGAAAGACUCGAGUAUAAUUUUGGCUUAAAGAUAUUUAAUCUGUUGCAUUACUUCACUGGAAGAUAAUGUUCAUACACAAACUGCCAACACCCAUGGCUUGACUUGAGUUCGCAUGAGACCAGUGUCACCUUGUUAGGUCGAUGUAUCUUUAUUAGAGAUAUUUUUGCAGUGGCACUUGCCUUAUACAUGUAAAGGAUAUUUACAUUGCAGAACACGUACCUAGAUAGACGUUAGCAUAGGCUUUUUUUCUGUUUGUCCUCUUUAUAAUCUUGUUAUUUUCAAUAGGUGCGCAUAGCUAUCCGAGUUGCGUGCGUAUAAGUUAGUGUUAUAAAAAAAGAUUGUGACCUUGUUGGAUUCCUUUAAGUUGUUAAUCAUAGAAUUUUAAAGAUUACUUCGAUGUUAAGUACUGUUUUCACUAGGAUAACCAUUUGAGAUCUAAUGAUUUAUAUGGGAAUCAUCUUGGUAUCACAGCCUACUCAAGAGGCUCUUAAAGCUCUAAAAUAGGUAUUGACACUUUGCUCAUUAAGUUUUGACUUCAGGAAACCCUUUUUGCGUGCAACGGGCAGCUGAAUGUGGUUUUAGUUUAACUUUUGGAAUUGCACAUUGUGUCAGCGUAUCUCUAUAAAAAGAGGCUAAUCAUGAACAUUGUCACGGAUAGAGCAGAAGUAUGACAGAGUAACUGUGGAUGUGAGUAGCAGCUGAGGUGGGGGCAGGAGCUUGUUUUAUUGGUGCGUCACCUGAGUUCAGUGUGCCCUUACAGCAGUACACCGGAGAGCCAUGGACAGCACGUUAACUUGCUUUUACAAGAUGCUCACAGGAGCCAUAGGGACAGGUACUGUUGAUUUAUUUUGGGAUCUUUUCAUAGUAUACUCAAGAGGCCACUAGUCUGCUUUCCUUGUAGAUGCAGGUCGUUCAUAGUUUGUCAUUCCCCUAAUCAAAUUUCUUCACAAACCAAGGCUUGGGAGAGAAUUUUUUUUAUGUGUACUUGCUGUGGAAAACAUUAAAACAUUAAACGCUGUCAUGAGUGACACAGUUAAGGGUGAUUUUACGUGUAUGUUUUAUUUAUAUGUGAUGCUGCACGUAGAUAUAUUUUUUUACAUACUUUACCGCAACUUGGAGUGCAUUAUACAGUAUAAGAUGUCAACAUACCUUGGCAUUUACUGCAGGUAAUGCCUGAUUCGUAAACAUGAUUUAAAAUGACAGUAAGUAUACGUGGGACAAUCUGAAUAUCAAACAGCACGAGUGCUCCUUAAAAAAGAGGGUUUGCUUUCAAGACUUGAAUAUUUUAAUUGGCCACAUGCUUUCACGAACUUCAGGUUACGUGAAGUUAGCGACACGUCAUAUUUGCAUAUGAUGCGAAAAUAACACUGUCAAAGUGCAGAGUUAACAACGGCUGUGCAGUUUAUAUUAAUACAAAAUCCACUUUAGAUUGUAGCACUCCAUUUGCAUAGAUACAAGUUUGGCAUUUGGCAUGUUUCUAAAUUCUUAAUAACUUUGUAUUGUUUUUCAUAAUAUACUCGGAUAUCACAGGAGAAUGGGUAUUUCUUCUGCCAUGUUGCCAUGACCGCAUUUGACACAGCUUUUUUAAGUGCGUUCACCGAAACGGUGUGCCAUGAAAACAAUGGGAUUUGUUUGCAACUAUUUUUUUGGGUUAUAUAACACUGAAGUUAAUGAGUGAUGUUUGUUCCUUCACUGGAUUUUUGGACAAGGGGCAUCAUUUGAACAGAUGGAACAGUACCAAUGCCACGCAUUCCUGGGCCAUGAUAUUUAGGGACCUGCUUUUUGCUGCAUCAGCUGUUUUGAGUAGUUGGCAUGCAUACAGAGGACUUAAAUUAUGCUGAGAAUGGAAGUGUCAUUUGCCUAACUGUGCAUUGCUAUGUUUUACUACUUAUAAUGUCUUGUAAUAUUCUGGUGAUUUUCUGCACUGCUGGACAUUUUGGCACAGGACCUGAAGAAUUGUUAAUACAAUGUAUUGUUAUUGUUGUAAUUCGUUAGGGCUGGGAUUUAAUGUGUCAUUUUUGCAAUCAAUAUCAUGAACCUACAGUAGUGUCUCCUUGACAUGUACUGCUUACCGACGAUCGAUUUUGCAUCUUCAAUAAUCCGAUUAUGCAUGUUACAUUCGUCAAAUUACUUUACGGUCCAAAAAUAUGCACCCUUUUCAUUCUUGAUUGCGUCUUGUGCACGUCAUUGUCAACUUUUGUGAAUUAUGGAGCAGGUGGGAUGCUCCAUAGCCCUAUUCUUGCUUACCCCUCUCCAUAUCAGAGCGAGACUUUCUGUAAAUCCAUCAGUAUACUGUAACGCUAUAGGUUGAACAUAAUCUACAUUCCAGGGCAUCCGUUUUGUUUAUUUGACCUCUCUUCUAUCAAUACCUGCCCCAUAUUUUUUUUGUAGAAAUAUUAAUGCAAAUUGAAGCCUGAUCGAUUGUUUUGGGACAAUAAUCGGAGCAUGCCCCUUGUCUGGUUUUUUUCACUGUUUGAAACUGGUUAUAUGUCACAUUUUAAAUAGCGACAGUGUUUUAAAAACCUUUCAAUAGACACAUUUUAAAACAAUUUAAGAAGUACAUUUGUUGUAUGUAAAGUUAAAGUAUUAGUUAAAGUGUUAGUGUACUGGAUGACUGUCAUGUAGUUAAUAAUGUAAUUUUGUCCAUAUCCAAAAGUUUAAUCACUCGGCCUCGUAAGAUAGAGCGCAAUGCAUUUUUGCAUGCCGUGGCCCUAUCAUAAAUAUGUUCUCUCUCGCUUAUUAAGGCUGUCCCGUUCGAUAUUUAAUUAGGAAGUACAUUUAUGCUUAAUUUGCGAUUUGAUGUGCAGACUACAUAUUAAACACGCUGGUGUAGUAAUCAGUGUGGAGCAACAUUACAUGGAAACGAAUUAUUUUCUUACGAAGCAACGUAGUCUUAUCUAAAGUGUAAAUUGAACGUGCUCACUAUGACAGAACUUGAAUUCUCGUAUGAGCAGAACGAACGUACUCCUGUGCACAAGCACUAAAUGAAACCUAAUCAGGUGACAUCAGACUACUGUAUUCACUGGUUUCGUUCGUCAACCUGAGCAUUGAAUCCCAGCCCUAAUUAGUCCUUAGCACUUCAAAGGGAUGACUGCAAGGCUGUGUAGAUGAGAUGCACAUCCAAUGAACUUGCACGUGUCUAACUACAUCGGAAUUAUAAACUAAUUACUCUUAGACUGGAGGAUAAGAUGCCUCAAUUCCUUUAUAAAUCACAUGUAUGUGUUGUUGGCUGUGCACCCCUUGAUAGAAUCCUUUGGUCUCCUUAGACUAUUCCUAAUCAACAGGCGGUUGUGCUGUACUUUCACUGCUGUUCAGUCUUUAUUGGAGAAUUACAUGUUAUCUCUUCAGUUGGUAUUUCUCUACACAACUCUUGUCAAUUCCCAGUGAAACUUAAUACGUGGUCAAUUAACUGGAAGGUUUUUUUUUACAAUUUCCAUUGGAGUCUGUGUCGCUCUGUGUGCAACCUUGGCUAUGCUUGCUUGCUUGCAAAGCCACUUAAGACUUGCGGCCUGCCUGUAUCCAGUAGGAUUCCAAUAUCCAACACUCGUUAAAACAGUAAUAUGAAUGGGAAUUUUGACACGUUGCAAUGCUGUUGUUCAUAGUUCUAAACAACUGGCUGUUAAGGAGUGGCCUACAACACAUACAUGCCUUUUGUUGUGACAUGUAUGUUCAUUGUGGUGCCUUGCAGUGCGUUAUUACGUUUGGAUCUGUACAUGUUUAUUCCCAAUUAUUCAGCGUUGUACUUUUAGGAUUAAACAGGACCCUUAUGCAUUUGCAAGGGAAGGAUGCACUUUGUUGUUGUAUACAAAAACAAUGCUAUGGAGAAUGAGGAACGAUUGCAUAAGAAAUCAAAUGUACCAGCAAUUUUAAUAAGCAUUUUUUCGCAUGCACAAUGGUAACACGGCCAAAACAUUGACAGCCCUGUGCUUGCAUUCCCAAGCAUGGUUUGAAUUUCCUCUUAUUUGUGCAAACUAUAAAUGCUGAUGCAGCUCAGCAGUCAAUCAGAAUAGGAAUGGGUGGAAUGGCCUUGGUGCACAUCGGCUGGGACUCGGUGCAUAAAUUCCAGAAGUACAGAUGCCACUUGUAGAGAUGGGUUGGUGCAGGAAAUCUUGGGUAUGUGGUGGUGUGAGGUACUCAUGUGUGUGCAGGUGAUGUUUACAACAUCCCAGAGCAGGAUUUUCACAUUGUGUUGCCUGUUUAUCAUAAGUUUGCAUGAGUAUAUUUAUUUGGAUUAUACAUUUAGCCUUGCAGUAUUCUGGUAUUGCACAAGGAUUAAAAAUAGUGUGUGUGUGUGCGUGCGUGCCAUACUGCACAAUGUAUACAAUUUGAUCAACACAUUAUCGCAUUCAUAUCAAUGUUCAUUUUAGAAGAAAACGAGCGGGAUUUGUUUUCUAAGCACCAAUGGAAUUCUGAAAUCACAAGCGAAUGUGUAAUAAUAUAGGUUUAAAACAAAUAACGUGGCACAUCAAGUACUGGUUUGGUAUCAGUCGUCUGUUUUGGCAAUUUGAUGGUUGUGUGCAUUUUAUGUACGUGUGUAAUACUGUUUGUUAAAAGCCAUACAUGCACUUUGUGCACUUUAUUUAAACAUUCUGAUCAAAAUGCUCGAUGGCACAAGGUGUCCUUGAAAGGUGCAGAUAUACCUGUUAUACCUGCAAAAAUAAGUUUUGUCCUUUAUGUACGUGUGAUAUAUGUUUAUGCAAGUUGAAAUGUUGCAUUUUUAGUAUUGGGUAGGUUUUUAAUGGUCAUAAUUAGCACAAUUUGGAAAAAAUGACCAAAUUUGUAUGUUGAACUCCUUUCGCACCGUACGUAGCUAAUCGCGUAGGUGCGUAAUGUCAUUUGGAUUACACUUCACAGUCAUCGCCCCCCUAUUGCUCAACCAAUGUCCACUCGCAGGUCGGUACCAAUUCCCCUUGUGCCACACAGGGGACAGCUGCCACUGGAGGGGGGGGGGGGGAUCCCCUUUGAAUGUUUGAUGUGUAGCAAGGCACAGCGUUUCCGAGGUAUUAUAGCACCACGUAAAUACAAAGAUUAUGAGUGUAUAUUUUUUCAAAUGCGUGCAACUGCCUACAUUAUUACCGGCAUCCAUUUCCAUUUGUGUUCCGUUUGUGUUUUUUAAACUGUGUUUUAACAUUGUUUAUUGCUUACUAAAGGUGUUUUAGUGUGUUAAGCAAGGUAACUUUUAUGUGGUUCAUAAUACCGUUUUUUGGGUUCGAUUGCAUUUCAUGUGCUUUCAUGUGGUUGUUGGUCAAUUGCUUUUUAUUACAGGCUGGAGGCACAGCGUUUUUUUGGUGUGGUUUUGAGUGAUUAACGGUCAUCGUAAAACCUUUUCCCAGGUAUAGGUUACGACAUGGACCAGGAACAAGGCUCGCUCAACCUUCUGGAUGUGCAGAUUCCCCUUGGGGAAAUAACGUGUUUGUACUCGUCAUGCCUCGUCUCAGUAGUAACCGAGAGUUCUCAGGGAACGUGCCACACACACGGGGGGACCAAGCUGUUUUUUUUUGUAAUGAUCACUUACCGACAGAUUUGAUUCUCUUGCAGAUUUCUUAUCAUCACUCUUCAAUGGAGACUGCAGGACGCAACUUUCCAUUUCCUUCAGACCACCCCACUUAACAUUUUGUUCAUUGCAGCGUUUUGAGUGUUUUCUUCAUCAGGUGUGACUGUAUGGUGGAAGACGGUUUCCCUUCAUCUCCAAUGUUGUGUGUUUGUGGGCUCCUCAUCUACACUGUCGGAUUGGUAAAUAAAAACAAGCGUGGAUUCAUUUAAAACUCAAUUCAUAACGUCUCACGUGUUUGUGUGUUUUCAGGUGAAGCAGCAUUAACCCUUGCUGCAGCAUGUUUUGUUAAUUGUAUGUAAAAAGCCAUUAAUUUUUUUUAAAGUGAAGUGUUUGGCUUGAGCUUUGUGAAUCGCGGUUGAUCAAUGUGUAGAACUUGCCAACUGUUGGAGAUGCCCUGCUGGCCUGUGCAGGGUCUUGUAUGUGUACUCAAUUUACUUGCAGGAACAAGUGAAGUCAUCCUACCUGGGCCUCCAGUGAUUUUCCUAUCGAAGUGGAUUUGGGAUUUUAACACCACUGGUUUCAUUACACAUUGCAUUUUUUGGAAACCAACUGAACUUUGUAAUCUUAUAUUAAGAUCUUAAAAAGUGUGACAUGUCGAGUUUUAAGAACUGAAAUUCCAUUGUUCAUCAAUACAUGGAUACUGGAACACGUAUUGCACUGUGUGUAUUACAUCUGCCUUAUCUGAUAUUCUGAUAUUUGUAUUAAAGAAACAUUCUACUUCUAUAAGACUUUUUAAACCUGAAUAUGAUAAAUAAUUGGCUACUUUGUUUAUUUUAGCACCUGGAUGCUGGAUCUUGUAUUGUACUAUGUGCAUGACAUUUAAAUCUUCUGAUAUUCAGGAUUUUGUAUUAAAGCAACGUUCUAUUUUUAUACUAUGAAGACUUUGUAAAGCUGAAUGUUUUUAAAUAAACACAUUUCAAAAGGCAA